AUGGUGUACUACAUUCGCUUUCUGAAGACACCUCGAACACAGGCUGUCAAACCUGGUCUUGUGUCAGUCUCAGCUUUGAUCUCCGUCACUACUGAUCUUGGAGAUGCAUUUCUCGCAGAGGAUGUCGUAUUGCAAGCACAAUUGAUCGAUGCUGGCACCAUGGAGAGCGCGAACUCGGUUCUACAGGAAUUUUCUUACAAAUGGGAGGCGGGCAGACGAGAGCUAGCGAUUUCCAUCGGCCCAGUGCGACUCGCCUCAAAAGUUUCCAGAGUCAUUCUAGCAAUUGGAACGAAAAGCACCUCUACGGUGAAUUUAGAUACCGAUCUGUGCGAUCCAACACGAGUGCCGUUGGUGAUUUCCGGAUGGAGCGCGCCUUUUGGAGUCUCUCAGAAUACCCCGGCGGAAAAGCUGAUAGAAAGACGAUUUAUGCUGCAAAAUAAGAUCCAGCUUAGAAUAUGGGAGGAGACGGGCAACAAUAUUGCGCGACAUAUAUGGCAAAAUGCGAUCGGCAGUUCCGGUAAUUGCAGCAUGCGGCAACUUCGAUCGCAUCUGGAACGCAAGAGCAACAGUAACCAAUCUAUUCAGGCCAUUGAGCUGGGCUCUGGCUGCGGGAUUGUUGGCAUUGCUCUCGCGCAGAUGCUGCCCCGGUGCUCAAUCACGCUCACAGACCUCCCAGAAGUGCAGGAUAUAAUGGCUUGUAAUCUCCAGCUUACCCGGUCGGCGGCUGGAUCAACAUGUGAUUUCAAGCAACUUGACUGGGAAGACGAGCGCGAUGGGGAUAAUAUGCCGAGGCCACCAAUGGACUUGAUCCUGGUAUCCGACUGUACCUACAACGCCGACAGCCUUCCCUCGCUAGUACGAGUACUGACCCGGUUGGUGCAAGCAUCGCCUCAGGCUGUUGUUCUGGUCUCUCUCAAACAACGGCACGAAAGCGAGGCAGUGUUUUUCGAACUAAUGCGACGCGCUGGGUUUACUAUAAUGGAAGAGUCAGCCCACGCGCUUCCGGCGGCAUACUCAGAGCAGGAUUCGAUCGAGAUGUACGCCUUUGUACGGGCGUGA
Messenger RNA from Talaromyces atroroseus, 1059 nucleotides. RefSeq lists its product as hypothetical. The record is from RefSeq and is a predicted model, not a curated record. Lineage: Eukaryota; Fungi; Ascomycota; Eurotiomycetes; Eurotiales; Trichocomaceae. The transcript has 2 exons. The coding region runs from base 1 to 1059 and encodes 352 amino acids.